Molecule: messenger RNA, 2823 nt
Organism: Anopheles aquasalis
Lineage: Eukaryota; Metazoa; Arthropoda; Insecta; Diptera; Culicidae
Product: zinc finger protein 595-like
Cellular component (GO): nucleus
Molecular function (GO): zinc ion binding
Source: RefSeq, a predicted model, not a curated record
AUUCGGCACGGAAGUUGGCGUUCCUAAAUAGCUGUUCGUAAAUCGUGCCAUUUUCUAGCCAUAAUCUUUAUAAAAAUGGAGAUUUGCCGGUUGUGUAUGGGCGACACCACUUUGGAUUCGUUCAGUGACCUUGAUGAUGCUCAUAUUUACGACAAAAUCAACGAUUGCCUAAAAAUCGAGGUGGAUCCUUACGACAAAGUUUUACCUUCUACGAUAUGCUGGAGUUGUGCCAAGUUGGUACGAAAAUUUUACCGCUUUCGUCGCGAAUGCUGGAAGACUCAGAGGCUGCUGUUGAUCCAACUGAAAAGAGAGAAGUCCGUAAAAAUAUCAAAUAUUUCAAAACCACUGCCACUCUCCCUUCGCGAUGGAAGGAGCACAAUGAAGGAAAUAAUGUGGCAACGAUGUUUGGCACUACCGAAGAAAGCGAAACAAGAAAUGAUGAUUGAAAUUAUGGAAAUAAGUCCCCCGCCUUCACCUACAUUACCCCUUAUGCCACAAGAUGAUGUCGUACAACAGUAUCAAGAAGAGAGUCUGGAAAAAGGCAAAGUUAUGGAUGAGAUUGACGGAAAUGAAGAUAUAUCAAUACCACAGGAUGAAGCGGUCAGCGACUGGCAGGUAGAUGAGUCAACGCCGUCCGUGGGCCAACAGUCCGACUGCGAGACUCAACGUCUGUCUCCAGUCCCCGAUUCCGAAGGAUUGUUAGUAGAUAAUUUCGAGAAAUGCGAUUUCGAAAUGAAAGACAUAGAAACCUUGGAUAACAUGCCGGAAAAAGACGAACAAAAGAACUACGUUAACAUACACCCGGAUACAACGGUCAUGGAAAAACAAGAAAACAUGCAACCUGAUACAAAGGUGUUCGAAAAUUAUGAAAACAUUCAGCCUGGUACAGCGCUCAAUGAGAGUAACGAAAUAAUGCAGCCUGUAAAGAAGGAAAACGAAUGCAGUAAAAAUGUUCUCCAACAAAACCUGGAAUGUUUUAAGGUGGAAAAUGAUGUAAAGUUACUGAAUGAAGAAUCUGCACCGAAUACUUUUCCCGAGUACGUAGAGGAAUAUUUAGAUUCGGACACUUGCGAUUAUGACUCUGCGCCUCCGAAUGAGCAGAAAAGUAGUGAAUCUGAGCAAAUUGUGCCUACCCGUAGCAAACCAAUGACUGGAAAAGCAUUGUAUCAAUCUUUGCUCAUGAAAUGUUCGAUUUGUGAUAAGGAAAUUGAACGCAACAGAAUGGAAGGACAUAUCAACAAACAUAAAGGACUUCGACCUUAUCAGUGCGGUACGGACGGUUGUACUGCCGCAUUUCACUGUAAGCACGCUCGUCGACUUCACAUUCGUUGCCGACAUGGAAACGAUACUUUCCCAUGUGACAUCUGCGGCAAAGUGUACAAGGCAAGACGGGAUUUGUUGGGUCACAAACGAGAAACUCACGGAGAGGCAAAGUUUGAGUGCGACAUUUGCCAGAAACGGUUUACUACAAGAUCACGAUUGAAACAGCAUCGUAACUAUCACGUUGGAGAGCGAAAACACGCCUGUCCAGUAUGUCCUUCGAGGUUCUUUAACAAGUUUCAGUUGCGUGUGCACGCAAGAGUACAUACGGGAGCAAAACCGUUUGCCUGUCGAAUCUGUUCCAAAUUCUUUACUUAUCGACAUUUGGCAAAGGAGCACAUUGUUCGUCAUCAUGGCAUUCAUCAAUCGCUCGACAAAGAGUGGAUUAUAGCGUAUCCUGAAGAGGAGAUUAGGCAUGAAACCGACUCCAAAGCUACGACGACAUAUAACGAAAUGGAUGCUGAGGAAUUAAGUAAAUUGUGCCGUCUGUGUAUGGCAGAUUGCCGCCUAGAUGAAAGCUGCUCCGACGACAAAAUUCGGGAUAAAGUAUUGGAAUGUCUAAACAUAUCGUUGAACUUGAAUGACGGCGAUUUACCAUCCUGUAUUUGUUCCUUAUGUGCUGGUAAAGUGGAAGAUUUCUACCAAUUUCGUCGCAAAUGCUGGGUGGUACAAGAGAGCAUCGUAGAACUGAUUCGGAAGCAUUACAGUGAGGUUCCUGAAAUGUCGCCGGAACAGGAAACGGACGUAAAUGAUUCCGACAUGGAUGAACAAGAGGAAGACGUAGCCGAGACGGAAGCGAAUGUUACAAGCAUGGAUGUGUUUAUUGAGCUAGCACCAAACAGAAGCGGAGAUAGCGGUCAACGGAACCGUCCGUUGCAGAAUGCAAAAGAGGAAUGUUUAACGUGCGGCAAACUUGUCGAGAGGGUACGAAUGGAUGGCCAUCGAAAUCGUCAUCUGGGGCUGGAACCGUACCAAUGUCUCCAGUCUGGCUGUACCGCAAGCUUUGCAUGCAAAGUGGCGCUCCGGCUGCACCGGAACAAUUUGCACAGCGAAGGACAGUAUCCAUGCUCAUUGUGCGAUAGAGUAUUCACGUCGAAAAAGAAAUAUUACGACCACAAAAUGAAUGUACAUUCAGGAAAGUGCUUCAGCUGUGAUAUUUGUGGUGCAAGGUUUAGUACAAAUAUCAAAUUAAACCGUCAUACUGUCAUCCACUCCAGUGAACGUCCCUUCGCUUGCCAGCUAUGUCCUAAGGCAUUCUAUCGCAACUCAAAUCUUAAAGUGCAUAUGCGUUCACAUACCAAAGAAAAGCCAUUUAUCUGUCCGGUAUGUUCCAAACCAUUCGGCUAUUCAAGGCUCGUCAAACAACAUUUAAUGCGAGUCCACGGUGAAACUGGCAGAGAAUCGCCAAUCAUGUCGGAGGUUGUUUCGGCCUAACAAGGAUUUAAGUGGUGUUUUAUGUUUUUUGUCCAAAAGCGGUACAAAUAAAUAGCAUGAAAAUAGAAA